GAAAAAGAACAAAGAAGAAAACAGGGAGCGGGGAAAAGGGGGAAUAUGGACUGGUCGAAACAUGAGAUCUCAGAGGAAUGAAUCCAAGAGUGAAGGAAAAAAAACGAAGUUUAGAUUGGCAGUGACUAAUGGCGAACGGAGCUCAUGCCGAAGAUAAAACUCUACAAUCCAUCUGCUACAAACGCGGCUCUCUCCAGCUCCUUGAUCAGAGGAAGCUUCCAUUAGAGACAAUUUAUUUGGAUAUAAAAACUGCACAAGACGGAUGGGAUGCAAUAAAAGAAAUGGUAGUCCGGGGUGCACCUGCAAUUGCUAUAGCCGCUGCACUCUCCUUGGCUGUCGAAGCAUCUAACAUAGAGGCCUUUAAUGGGACAGCUCAAGAUGCAAAAUCUUUCCUUAGCCAGAAAUUAGAAUACCUCGUCUCAAGCCGCCCAACAGCUGUCAAUCUGUCAGAUGCUGCCACAAAGCUUAAUGAAGUUAUUCAGAAGGCAGCUUCAACUGCUUCAGAGACCAAAGCUGUUUUUGAGGCUUAUAUUGAGGCUGCUGAAAUUAUGCUGAAGGAUGAUGUUACUUCCAAUAAAGCAAUUGGGUCACAUGGAGCAUCUUUUCUACAAAAUCAGCUAAAAGACUCUGGGAAGAUAUCAAUAUUAACCCAUUGCAACACUGGCAGCCUGGCAACAGCUGGAUAUGGAACUGCUCUGGGUGUGAUUAGGGCUGUCAAUACUUCUGGAGCUCUGGAAAGGGCUUAUUGCACUGAAACACGCCCUUUCAACCAGGGGUCCAGACUGACAGCAUUCGAGUUGGUUAGUGAAAACAUUCCCGCCACCCUUAUAGCAGAUUCUGCUGCAGCUGCUUUGAUGAAAUCUGGUCGUGUGAAUGCUGUCAUUGUUGGAGCUGACCGUGUUGCUGCAAACGGUGAUACCGCGAACAAGAUUGGGACUUACAACCUUGCUGUUUGUGCUAUGCAUCAUAAUAUACCAUUUUACGUGGCUGCUCCCCUGACUUCUGUCGAUCUAUCUUUACCUUGUGGAGAACAAAUUGUUAUAGAAGAAAGAUCACCUAAAGAGCUGUUGAAUACACAUGGAGGACUGGGUGAACAAAUUGCUGCUUCUGGUAUUUCUGUUUGGAAUCCAGCUUUUGAUGUUACCCCGGCAAGUUUAAUAAGUGGCAUAAUCACUGAAAAGGGUGUUAUCACAAAAGACAGGACCAAUGCUUUUGAUAUUGCUGGCUUUCUUGUGCACAAGGCCUCAGGAAACGUAUAAUAUCUUUUGUUGGGGAAGAAGGUUUCUAUUGUUAUCUUAAUAAUGACUAGGUGAUGUAUGCCUUUUUUAAUAAACUAUUAUCCUACUAAACAUCACUUCAUGAUUUGUACUUGACAUGUUGAAGCGAUUGUUAAGGCUUAUGAAUACGUGAGCUACUCUCUGUUUUAUUUAUUUAUAUUUAUUUAGGGCUUGUUUGGUUUGUAGAUAAGAGUAAUAUCUACUUUUCAAAGUAUUCUUACACUUUGAUGGCUGAAACACAUUAGUUAACUAAUUAUAUAGUUACUUCUAG
Molecule: messenger RNA, 1548 nt
Organism: Cuscuta europaea
Lineage: Eukaryota; Viridiplantae; Streptophyta; Magnoliopsida; Solanales; Convolvulaceae
Source: the annotation of a GenBank genome assembly